AUGGGGUUUGAAGUAACAGCCCUGUCAUCCAACCAGAAAGCCGAGUCUGACGCAAACACAGCUUUCUUAAUGGCCAUGAGUGGAACAAGCUACCAGGAGAAGUUUCCAUCUGGAGGACUGUCCAAAUUCAUGUGUGUUAAGAAGUCAGGGGAAUUCUUUGAAGAUGUUCUUAAAUUCAACGAGAAGGGGGACAUGUUUUUCAAUCCAGGACAGAUUGUUCUAGAAUUUGGUGCCAGUAAAUCUCACCUGGCCAUUGUGCAGCGGGUAAACAAUGAAGGAGAAGGAGACCCAUUUUAUGAAGUUCUGGGAAUUGUCACCUUAGAAGAUGUGAUUGAAGAAAUCAUCAAAUCUGAGAUCCUAGAUGAAACAGAUUUAUACACUGAUAAUAGAACGAAAAAGAAAGUGGCUCAUCGUGAAAGAAAACAGGAUUUUUCUGCCUUUAAGCAGACAGACAGUGAGAUGAAGGUUAAAAUAUCACCGCAGCUUCUCCUGGCCAUGCAUCGUUUCCUAGCAACAGAAGUAGAAGCAUUUAGCCCAUCCCAGAUGUCAGAGAAGAUCCUUCUAAGGCUGCUAAAGCACCCCAAUGUCAUCCAGGAACUGAAGUAUGAUGAGAAGAACAAGAAAGCCCCAGAGUACUACCUCUACCAGCGAAACAAACCUGUAGACUACUUCGUUCUCAUUCUGCAGGGAAAAGUGGAAGUAGAAGCUGGGAAAGAAGGUAUGAAGUUUGAAGCGAGCGCUUUUUCAUACUAUGGUGUAAUGGCCCUCACAGCCUCUCCAGUUCCUUUGUCCCUGUCUCGUACCUUUGUUGUCAGCAGAACAGAGUUGUUAGCCGCAGGCUCUCCAGGUGAAAAUAAGUCCCCUCCUCGCCCGUGUGGCCUGAAUCACUCAGACUCUCUGAGUCGAAGUGACCGGAUCGACGCGAUGCCCCCCUCGCUGGGGAGCAGCAAUAACCAGCUCAACUCUUCCUUCCUGCAAGUCUACAUCCCCGACUACUCGGUGCGGGCCCUUUCUGACCUGCAGUUUGUCAAGAUCUCCAGGCAGCAAUACCAAAAUGCCUUGAUGGCAUCCCGGAUGGACAAAACUCCUCAGUCUUCAGACAGUGAAAACACUAAAAUUGAAUUGACUCUUACGGAGCUGCAUGACGGGUUGCCAGAUGAGACAGCCAACUUGCUCAAUGAACAGAACUGUGUGACUCACAGCAAGCCCAACCACAGCCUGCACAAUGAGGGUGCCAUCUAGGGGUGCCCUGAGGGCC
Dipodomys ordii (Ord's kangaroo rat) is the source of this 1258-nucleotide messenger RNA. RefSeq names its product cyclin and CBS domain divalent metal cation transport mediator 2 (gene Cnnm2). NCBI's taxonomy places the organism in Eukaryota, Metazoa, Chordata, Mammalia, Rodentia, Heteromyidae. Gene Ontology annotation, molecular function: magnesium ion transmembrane transporter activity. Bases 1 to 1242 code for a protein of 413 amino acids. The transcript has 9 exons. Gene Ontology annotation, biological process: magnesium ion homeostasis; transport. The record is from RefSeq and is a predicted model, not a curated record. Gene Ontology annotation, cellular component: plasma membrane.